CGUGCCGUGAGUAACGAACAAGCUUAUGCGCCUGCCGCAAGGAAAAACGUGUUUAAUACAACAAUAAAAUUAAUAAACUACAAUAAAUAUAUACAUAUAUACAAAUACUAUAAAGUGCAACCCAAAAAAUUACUAAAAGUUAACAACAUCGGGCCAGACAUAAAAAGCGCGCAGUAAAACUUUAUGCGUCUUAACCGUGCAAAAAAAAAAAUACCAGAAAGGGCAGAAAGGAAAAGCAAGCUAGAACGAAAAGUGCUGAUCCAAUGACAAUUCGCAAUAUACAUGCUGAAAAGCCAUUUUUUGUGUGAUUUUAUUGAGUGAUAAUUUGAUAACAAUACGCAACAGCAACAAUAAUAAAUAGGCGACUCAUAUGCAUAUAGAUUGAAUGUGCGAGCAGCGCGUCCAAAUGUAAACGUGUAUCUGUGUGCGUAUGUGUAUGUGUAUGCGCGCGGCCAGUGAAGAUGCGCGAAAAUGUCAAUUAAUUAACAACAACAAACUGGGGCCAAAAGGUGCGAAUGAAGCGCAAGAAAAAGAAAAAUCAAUAGACAGCAGAAUGCAAAAAUGUGUCGAUAUUAUAAUUCAAGUGAAAAUCAAAGCGACGGCAGCGGCAAAGCCAAAAUCAACGCUAUUAAUAAAUAAUAUAGCUGCCGCUGCUGCCGUUGAUGCUGCUGCUGCGACAAGCGUGAACGCGUCGCCUACGCAAAUGAUGCGUUGCAUAUGCGAAAUUGCGUAAUUUUUGGCAUUGAAAAGUUUAAAAAGCCAAAACUCAAAGUUUACGUUUAGAACCAACGCUUAAAGUUCACCACACUCGCUCGCUCUCACUCCAAUAUCUCUCUGGUUGUGUGUUUACCUCUGCUGUAAAUUCCGGUCGCGCGCGCUCUCUUUCUCUCGUUAUCUGUGUGCGUGUGUGUGAGGCUGUGUAUAGGAAGGCGGCAUGGCAGCCGCAACAGAUGGCUCUGCCAAGACGGCUGCGGCUGCGGCUGCUGCGUCCGCGUCGCAGCCAUUGACUGCAAAUGGCAACGGUAAAUCGCCAAAGCUUAAAAUCAAUUCACCAGCGACGGCCACCACAGCCGCCUCAACAACGGCGUCCACUUCAUCCGGCCUGCCGGCUUCGGUUUCGCAUUUUUACUACAAGCACGGCUUAUUUCUAUCCAGCUAUCCAACAUGCGCCUCCAGCAUUGCUCUAAUGGCGAUUUUGCUUUCGUGCUAUCCACUGAUCAACAUACCGUUACCUGGCACCAUACCCACCAAAAUUGUGCUGCCCUACGAGGGACGCUACACGCCUCUCUUUGGCGAAACGGAUGCAACAGCCGCAUAUAACCAAAGUGGAGCCAGUGCAUCAGCAUUCAAUGGCAGCAGCAGCAGCGGCGGCAGCGGCGGGAGCAGCAACAGUGGGAGUGGCGGGGGCGGCGGGGGUGGCAGCAUGCCCUGGGCGCAGAGCAGUCCGGCGCUCUAUGUGCAACAGAUAACCCUGCGGGCGAGCGUUUUACCCUGGACCGAUGAGAUGCAGCUAAUGGAUGCGUUUCGAGCGCCGCUUCAUGAAGUUUUUAAAUUGCUUGAAAUUGUGCGCAAUCAUCAGAGCAGCGAGAAUCAGCGCACACUGGAGCAAAACUGUCUGCAUGUCGACAAUGUGAAGCGCGGCGCCCAGGGUCAAUUGGAUCAGAUCUUUCCGGAAUAUGGCUGCCUAUUGUUAUCGCCAGCAAAUCUAUGGGCACAGAAUGCACAGAAUUUUACCAGAGAUACCAAUAUACUAAAUACAAUCUUUCAGUAUCAUAAUUUGCAAAAAUCGAAAGUGUCGACGGCGGAAAUGUUAUUCGGACUGCCGAUGCAGGAUACUGGAUUCAAACGUUAUCCUUUGCGUGCUCGCUCCCGCAUUAUACAGUACGCCAUGACGCUGAUCCUGAACAAAAAUGAUCCGGAGUAUUUGGAAACGCUGAAGGAGAAACUGUUGAGCUUUUAUCCGCCACUGAGCCCAGCGCCGGCCACAGCCGAUGUGGAGCCGUUGACCAUAACGUACAUCUUCUAUCCGGGCGAGUUGAAAAUCUGGGAAUUUCUGCCGUUAACCGUGGCAUUUGUUUUGGUCUUUGCCUAUGUGUACUUCUCGGUGCGCAAGAUCGACGUGUUCCGCUCGCGUGUGCUGCUGGCGCUUUGCAGCGUGCUGACCACGUUGGGCAGCCUGGCCAUGUCGCUCGGCUUGUGCUUCUUCUUCGGGCUAACCAUAUCGCUGCAGUCGAAGGAUAUAUUCCCGUAUCUGGUCAUAUUGGUGGGCCUGGAGAAUAGCCUAGUUAUUACCAAGAGCGUGGUGUCCAUGGAUGAGACAUUCGAUGUAAAAAUACGUGUGGCGCAAGCCUUGAGCAAGGAGGGCUGGCAUAUAUCCAAGACGUUGCUCACGGAGAUCACCAUCUUGACCAUUGGACUAGCCACCUUUGUGCCGGUUAUCCAGGAGUUUUGCGUGUUUGCCAUUGUCGGCUUGCUCUCGGACUUUAUGCUGCAAAUGCUGUUGUUCUCCACCAUACUGGCCAUGAAUAUCAAGCGUGCGGAAUAUACCACGGAGGCCAAGCAUUUGCCCAAGAUGAUGCUUAGCUGUACGCUGGGCAAUGGACAGGCUGGCGCCGGUUCGUUGAGUCGACAGGAUUUCCGUUUCUUUGGCGCUGCACCAUCGCCUAUGUUGCCCUUUGUUCCCGGCACUUUCCAACGCUCCCAAUCCCAUCCCAAGCUUUGCUUUGCGGAUGCUGGCGAUCGCGCCCAACUGGUCAACGGACAUGCCGCGCAUGUGGGACAGGAGGCGCGCAUACCCAAGCGCAUUAAGAUUGUGAACUUCUGGGCGCGUACACGUUUCUUUCAGCGCGCCUUCAUGAUCUGGAUGAUCGUAUGGAUCUGCUCCAUUCUGUACAACUCGGGCUGCUUGGAGCAGCUGUUCAGCAUGCAGAGCAAUGGCACCAUGAGCACCGCCUACGAGCUGCAGCGUCAUUUGCAGGCGACUCGCGGCGCCGUCAGCAGCUUCCUCAAGGGCUUCAAGCCGACGGGCGAGCGUCUGGGCAGCACAGCCAGCUAUGUGACCCCCGCAACAGAGCAGCCGUUGCACGAUAUCAAUGAGACGGAGGCGGAGAUGAUGCGUCUGCGUUAUCCCAACUUUGAGCUAAACUAUUUUCUGUCCAACUUCCACUGGUCGACCAUUAUGAAGCAGUACAAUGUCUCGCUUAGCGGACAAUAUGUGACGCUCCUGCCCACCAUACGGCUGACGCAUGCCAUAUCCCCGGAACUGGCCACGGUCUUGCGCAAUCCGCAGGAGCAGUUGCAGCAGAAUUUUCAAUGGAAAGCUUUGGCUGCCGCCUUGGAUCCUCUGGACUUCAAUGAUGACGAUGCACGUCGGGAAUCGCCCAUGGUCAUGGCUGGCGGCACGCCGUUAGUGCCCAAGAGUCCCAUGGAGAUCUUCUUUGCCAUUUUGCUGUGCUGCAUCAGCAUCUUUGUGCUCUGCUAUACGAUGGUUGUUUUCUAUCGCUGCAUCUGCACGCGCAACUAUGCCGAAUGGCGUUCCAGCUGGCACGAAUCGGAGGCACCCUACAAGCAAACCGAACACAUACUGGAGGGUGUGCCCACUAAAAUAGCCGGCCACAAGCAUCGCAUCGAGUGUUUGGCCAGCGAUGGGAACUACAUUAUUAGCUGCUGCCUCAAGGGUCAGAUACGCGUCUGGGAUGGCCGCACCGGCCAGCAAUUGGCCAACAUUGGACGCAGCGAUAUGCAAAUAGCGCAUCCACGUCAAGAUGGGCAGACGCUGUUGCGCAAGCUGCCCACAUCGCCGGUCUGGUGUCUGGACUACUUCGAUAAUCUCAUUGCCGUUGGUUGUGCCAAUGGGCGUGUCGAGCUGUGGGAGGUUCCCGCCGGUGUGCUCAAGUGUGCCUAUCAGGAGGAUGCCAAGCGUAAUCAGGGCAUUACGCACAUUCAUUUGAACGGUGACCGUGUUAUUGUGGCGCGCCUGAAUGGACGGCUGGAUUUCUAUCGCCUGGAAACGUACUACAAGGGCAAGCAGAUCGAUUGGGGAUUUACGUCCGCCUACAGACGCACACACGUGCGCACCGGUUCCACGGGCAGCAUCGGGCUGAUGAUGCAGCAACAGCAGCGUCAACAAGAUGCGGCACAGAAGACCACCAAGGAGGAAAUGAAGAUAACGCUGGAGGGUGUGCGUUUGGCACACCAGCAGCCAAUUACCUGCAUGCAGGUGGUCAAUGACAUGGUCUUCACGGGCAGCCAGGAUCAUACGCUAAAGGUGUAUUGCCUGAACAAAUCAGAUGUGGAGUACACCCUACACGGGCAUUGUGGUCCUGUGACCUGCCUGUUCGUUGAUCGCUGGCAGCCCGGCACUGGCGGCUCUGGCUCGCAGGAUGGGCUGCUGUGUGUCUGGGAUCUAUUUACGGGCGCCUGCAUGUACAAUAUACAAGCGCAUGACGGGGCCGUCAGUUGCCUGGCCUGUGCGCCCAGCUAUGUGAUCUCGCUGGGCACCGAUGAGCGCAUCUGCGUGUGGGAACGCUUUCAGGGCAAUCUGCUGACCACCAUCAAAAUCUCGAAUGCCUAUUCGAGCUUGUUAAUGCUGACGCCAUCACUGCUGGUCACCAGCAAGAUGGGUUCGCUCAUUGUGUGGGAUGUGCGCACGGGUCAGCCGGCGCGCGAGGUCAAGCUGGACUUUGCCAAUUUGCAGCUGUGCCCCAAGUUCAUGAUGCUCGCCUGCGACUCAGUGGUCUGCGACUAUGGCAAUGAGAUACGCGUCGUACGCUUUCCCAUUGUGGCCGAUAAAUGUCAUUAGGAGGAAGACAAGAAUUUAAAUUUGUAGAUCCUAACGUUUAGGUAACAAUUUGCUCUCUGUUUGAUUUAAUCUAAAAAUGUAAUCUUACUGACGCAUUCAUUAAUUUAAUUUAUAACUUUAGGGAUUAGAUCUUUAUCUCUAUUCACCAGUGGCGUUGUGUAUAUUCCUUUAUGCUACGUAACUAUAGUUAUAUAUUUUAUAAUUGUAUAAUACAUAUGUAUGUCUGAUAAUUACUAUACGAUAUCGCUAAAUGGAAUAUAUAUAUAUAUAGAAAUAUGUAUACUAUAUAUAUUUUUGCAUAACAUAAUACAUAGUGUCUUAAAGCGCCUCAGCCUAACAUUAAAUGACUAAAUAUUAAAUUA
Messenger RNA from Drosophila montana, 5163 nucleotides. RefSeq names its product SREBP cleavage activating protein (gene SCAP). The transcript is spliced from 7 exons. Gene Ontology annotation, biological process: regulation of cholesterol biosynthetic process; SREBP signaling pathway. Bases 935 to 4801 code for a protein of 1288 amino acids. Lineage: Eukaryota; Metazoa; Arthropoda; Insecta; Diptera; Drosophilidae. Gene Ontology annotation, molecular function: protein binding; sterol binding. The record is from RefSeq and is a predicted model, not a curated record. Gene Ontology annotation, cellular component: SREBP-SCAP complex; Golgi membrane; endoplasmic reticulum membrane.